Messenger RNA from Nematostella vectensis (starlet sea anemone), 5655 nucleotides. RefSeq lists its product as uncharacterized. The coding region runs from base 6 to 3659 and encodes 1217 amino acids. Lineage: Eukaryota; Metazoa; Cnidaria; Anthozoa; Actiniaria; Edwardsiidae. The record is from RefSeq and is a predicted model, not a curated record. The transcript has 7 exons.
GGUGCAUGCUGGGUGCAGCCCACAGCGCGCUAACUGACUCUAGUUAUGCAAAUGCGGCGCAGCGUUUCGCUCGCUUCGUACAACACCACCCUUCACUAAACCGGCGCGAUUUCUCUGCUUUCUACCGCAAUCAAUCAUACUGCAAUCACGGGAAAACACCGACUGAAAUGUCUUCGAUAAACGCGAAAAAGAAGCGGUUACGUCUUCAUGAGGUGGUGCAAAAGAUCUGCACAAUUGUCCCUGAACAGGAGCAUAGUCCAUCUAUGGACGAGAAGGAAAUGCAGGAUGUUGAGAAGACAGUGGAAAAAGAUUUGGAGAAGGAUGAUGAAAAAGAAGAAAUGGAGAUAGAUGAAGUUCCUGUAAUUCAGGCGGGAAGGCGAUCAGGCAUGCACAGGUUUCACCUGGGUAAGACCCUAGUUCCCCCACAAUCCCCGACCGUGAGUGAAGCAAGUACGGCCGAUACAGCGGAUGAAUCUGGUAGCACUGAGAAAGAUGCUGUGGUUGAGGAGGAGGCAAUUAAAGAACCUUCCGGGCCCCAGAAGCCUUUGCGUUGCGGGGUGUGUGACUUGCGCGUAUUUAAAUCGUACCGUUACAUCAGUCGCACGAACGCGCCCAAUCACCUAAAAAACUUCUUCAAACCCGACGUGGAUCGCUUCAGAGUGUGCAAACGCUGCUUCAGCUCCAAGGAGAAAUGCCGCAAGAACCUGGCUCUAGUUCUGUUGAAAUCCCAGACGGAGCAAAUGUCACACGUGAAGACCCCCCUCGGGAUUACCCACAGUCGGUCCACGCGCGCCUUGCAGUACCUGUCACGUGACAUGAGUAACGUGUGGAAGAGGCCCUACGAGGAUUUGCUCGCUUGCAACGAGACGCUCGAAGACGACGACGACAUCAGCGACGCCGACGACACAUUCAUAGUCACAUGCGAGGCCAAGCAGCCGAAAAUCUACCCCACGUCCAAUGGACUGGAUAAAAGCAUUACCGAUGACGGCAACUUUGGGCUGGUAACCAUCGUCAGGCCGGGGAAUAAAACUUUUCAGGUGUACCCGAAUCAUCACACGGUCUACGGCGAGUUCGACGAUUUCAAGGCCGGGGAGACUGGUAAUGACAGUGCGGAACCACAGGGAUCCCAGUUAGAGAAUACAGAGGAAGUCAAAGUUAGCUUCGACCCAAUAAAGAACGGGGAACUGAAAAACGAGAUAAAUUCAAUCAACGAGAAAUUGACAUUAUUAGACCACGCCUACGCUCUCCCGGCCAAGUCUGCAAAACCACCCAAGGCGCCGAAGGCACCGAAACCUGUAGACACCGAGACCCUGAAACCUAAGGCGAAGUCUGCGGACCUGAGCAAGCCUGGUAACCAACCCGCCAAGACAGUGGCAUCUCCCAAGCCACCAGUCAAGACUGAAGGAGGUACCGAAAACAAGGAUGGUACAGGCCCCGUUCGAACGUGUGGAAUCGUCUGUACAGUCUGCGAUAAUUUGGUCACAAAAUCGUACAGCUGCUACAAGAAAGACAACGCUCCUGAAAAAAUCAAGCAUCUCUUUGAUGGAGAUGUCAAGGUCAUUAAGGUUUGCCGGAGAUGUCUACCUUACAAGAAGCCAAAAGUCGAAGGCGCCGUGCCCACUAAGGUUGUGAAAAGCAAAGGAAAAGUUUUACAAAGUAAACUCCUCAAGCAGAAAAUCAAGAAGGCAAGGAAGCUUAAAAGUUUAGUCAAAGGUGAUCAGGAGGAAAUUUCUACGCAAACCAAAAGCAUUUCGCCAAAAACCGAAGCGAAAUCCUCAUUUAAGGGAGAUACUAAGGCAAACAUCUUAGACAGCGUUUGUGUUAAGAAGGAUCUGGUCGUUGUACAUAAUUUGAAAGUAACGGAAGGCAUGCAGAUCCCAGACGCCACAUCACUUUGUGGGGGCACGUUUGAAAUAGUUGAUGGCAAACUGAAAGCAAAAACUUCCAGUCCAGCAAAGACCCCAGUAAUAUCAGCGGCGACAUCGGGAAGUACAAUAGGGAAAAACAUAAGCUCCCCAGUUAAAAAACCUCCAGGAUUUAUAUCAAUGGUGUACAAGCCGAUUAAGAUUGUGAACUCUACUACUUCUUCGAUAGCUGAAAAAAUUGCUAAACAAGAAGAGAAGAAGGAAAUAAAGAGCGUUUUGGACGCACUGAAAUGCGACGAGACUUUAGAUAGUGAUGACAACACGAGUAGUGAGGAAGGUGGAAAGAGCAAACAGCAGACCUCAGCGGAGACGAAUAGUGUCCUGGUUUCAGGAGAAGAUAAAGCCAACGUUCAAGUUACGAAGAAAGCGAUACUGGUAACCACGCCUUCAGUGAUCAAAGAUGACCACACCAAACCUGAAGGGACGGAUAAAACAAUGGUUACGGAGACGGCUACGGCUAAGGCAGAUGCACAUGUGCAAGCUUACGCACCUGCGAAAUCAGACUCUGCUGUCAAACCCGAUAAAUCUCCUCAACAACAACCACAGGGCGCACAGCAAAAGACGGAAAAUAAUGUCAACUCACCGAACACAAAGGCAACAAAACCAAUAGCGAGCGAGGAUAGCAGCGUGGUCGCUAUGCCGGCUGCGCGCCCUGUCACGCCUAAACCUGUCACGCCUAAACCUGUCACGCCUAAACCCGUCACGCCUAAACCCGUCACGACUAGGCCCGUAGAGGCGGUGAGGCACAGCCCAAGGCGAGACCGUGGGGUCGUCCCUCCCGAAAAGAAAAGAGAAACAAGCAAUUCUGAGAAGAAGAAGGAAGUUGCGACAGCGCCUACCGAAAAGAAGAAACUGCCUACAGCCCCUAACGAAAAGAAAAAAGACGCUAAUGUGAUCAUUACUGAUAAGAAAGACAAUGCAAAUGUGGCCGUUUCUGAUAAAAAGGAGGCGAACUUCAACGUUUCUGAUAAAAAGAAAGAAGCAGAUACAAAUGCCUCUGAUAAGAACAAAGACGUGGAUGUAAUUACGACAAGUGGAGAUGUGGCCACUUCAGCCAAUGCCACUCUUAACAAGACCAAAGAGACCAACCCUUCAUCCGUCGAAACGAAUGUUCCUAAUGAUACCAUCACAGAGAAAGAGGAGCAAAAAACUAUCAACGAGAAGAAUUCAAACGAGAAAGCAAUCUCGCUGGACACGAAGGAAGAAUCGGAUUCUCAAGAAAAGGUGGGUGAAGCUGCUCAACCUGAAAGUAACAAAAUUGAAGCCACAGCUUCUUCAGACAAGAAGAAAGAUCUAGCUGCGGAGAAGGUAUCCAAGAAUGUUGUGACUAGAAAGCGGCCUGCGUCUAGUGAAUCAGAGUCCUCCGGGGUGGUCAAGGCUGGCGAGGAUUCAGACGGCAGACCAGCCAGGAAAAGACCGGUGCGCAAAGGAAGACCGCCAAAGAGACUUGCAGAGGAAGAGGAUGACGAGAAGAAGAAAGAGGGAAGCGUUGACUCAUCUGACGACAUUGAAGGAGUGGACAAAGUACCGUUGCAUUCUUACUCCACCCGGUUCACCCAAGCGCCUGUCUGCUGUACUUGUUGCAAGGAAAAGGUCGUCAAAUCGUACCGUUGCGUCCAGCAAGCAAGCUCGCCAGCACAUCUCAAGCCAUUCUUCGCCAGGGAGAACACCACCGUCCUCAGAACUUGUCGCAAGUGCCUCAGUUUUCCGUCCAGAGUCAAAGCAUAUUUGUAGUAAUGUAUGUCCUCUUAUUUCCACUCGACUUAAAGUGCGACGUGUGCUACAGUAUAACAGUUGAUUACUUGAUUACUCCUACAAAAGUAGGAGUAUUCCGUCCUGGUGCUCUGAUGUUUACUGGGGCAUUUUUUUUUUUGUCUCUCUGGUUGGCUAGUUCAUAAGUAGGAGUAUUCCGUCGUGGUGCUCUGAUGUUUACUGGGUCAUUUUUUUUGUCUCGCUGGUUGGCUAGUUCAUAAGUAGGAGUAUUCCGUCGUGAUGCUCUAAUGUUCACCGGGGCAUUUCUUUGCCUCGCUGGUUGGCUAGUUCAUAAGUAGGAGUAUUCCGUCGUGGUGCUCUAAUGUUCACUGGGGCAUUUCUUUGCCUCGCUGGUUGGGUAGUUCAUGCCAUUCAGAUGGUACGUUACUCAAAUCCUUAUUGGCUUUUGUAGACUUGUUAAGGUGACUACGGUAGCGCGCAUCGCAUCGACUAUCAGACGAAGGAAAUGCUUGCGAAGUUCCUCCUUUCUGCUACUUGGUAUUUGCAACAGCGAAACAUUUGAACUCAUGCUAUGUGCCUUAAUUAUGGACGUGGUUUUACAGAACAUAGGCAAACCUCUUUGCUAUCGCUAUUGUUUGAGAAGCAAGCAAAUAUGACAGGUAACUCAAAGUUUUAUGUGUAGCGGUGUGAUGGAAGAGGUGUAUGUAAGGAAUGAUUGUGUUUGUUGUGUGUGUGGGGGGGGGGGGGGGGGGGGAGGGGAGAUGUCUCCCGUUGACCCCUCGAAGAAUGGUGGAUUGGUGACUUGCCCUGCGAUGGCAAUUUUAAUGAUUUCUACAUUAGAAAUAUUUUAAAUUGCAUAUAUCCCUGCAAGCAGGUUUCAUCUUGGUAACCGGGGGAAUGUAAUUUCUACUGAUGUGACAUGACGAACAUCCGUACCCUAUCAGAGUAUGUUGCGUCAUUCGGUGAACAUAAUGAUUUCAGGGUUAAUCUCUCUCUUAUUGUUACACCAGCUACAGAUGGACCAUUAGAUAUUUUACGGGACUAUUAUGGAUUCGCAUUGCAACGCGCGCUACCGUGGCCACCAGUAGAAAGUUUUAAGAAACUAAGUCAAUUUUCAUGCGUUUUUAUUGACGCCAGCUAGAAGAAUUCCGUCGUGUUCUUGAAUACAUACAACCAUUUUUUGCCUCGCUGGGUGGUUGGUGCCAAUCAGAUAGUACUUUUCUCGUAUCCUCAUUAAUUUUAAUCUUGCGUCGCACUGUAAGCUCAGCCCGAGUAUUUAUUUCUUGCAAAAUGACCUUCUUUGCAGGAUUGCUUAGAAGUAUUUUGGUAUUCCCCUACCUUCAAAUAUCUAAUGGUCCGCUAUGAUCUUUUUUGGUGUAAAACCGGCUGAUGCCUUCCUAAGUAAUUUUAUUGUGUUCAUUUGAAGGUUAUUUCAGUAGAAAUAAUGCAUGAAAAUUAGCAAACAGAUGCAGCGUAUUUUCUCUACGCAUGUCUUGAAUUUGAUUGCUAUUGGUAAAGCAUACUUGCAUCACAGUUAAUCAAGUAUUUUGGUUAGUUAUAGCGCUGCAUUUGUUCCCAUGUGUGCUUAUCUUUAAAUCACAAAUGCGUGUCAUCGGUUCAGAAAAGAUAAAGUCUUGUAUUUGUGCAACCCGUACAGGGACGAGAGGAAAAUUACACUGGUAAUAGUCUUUUUACAAAUUUCCAAAUUUGGUAAACUCUUGUUUGACAAGGAUUAUAGGGACGCUAAAAUAAUAAUAUUUCCCAAUCGCGAUGGCACAACCAAAGUUGUAAAACAAAUCGUUUUGCUGUAAAUAAUUAUAGAAAUUUGGUAUAAAUAAGUUAUAUAUCCCUGUUACAUAUAUGUACGGGGUGCAUUAUCACGAGAUACAAGCUGUACAUAUGUUGAGGUGUGCUAUGUUUUUUGUAAUUCUUUGUUUAAAUUAUACUCAUAUUUAUGAACGCAAUAUCACUGUAAAUAGCGAGUUGGCGUUGCUUUGUAAUAAACACGAAAGUUGUA